AUGAGUAAAAAUGAAAGCAAAAAUAAAAGUAAUGACUUAAGCUAAAAGUUGAUAAGUAGUUCUGAUAAUUCCGAAAUAAGUAUUAAAUCAGUUGAUCAACCAUAAAAUCAACAUGGAAUUUCUCUAUAAGGUAUUGGAAAAGAUGAUAGCAGUAAUUGCAGUUAGUAAAAAAAAAAUUAAAAUAAUUUAAUUGAAAUAGAGGAAUAGAAAAUAAACAUAUUUUAAGAAGGUUCUUCAGAGGUUCUCGAAUCACCUUCAAAAGCUGAUUAGCAAAGUAAUUAAAAAAGUGCUAAUAGCUCAAAGUUGAAAUCGAAUAAUAAUAUGCAAUAACCAAUUAGCUUUUACUUUAAUGAAACUCCUUAAUCUGAUUAAGUUAAUAAUAAUGAUAAAGAAAUAAAUGUUAAUGGAGCUGGGAAUGGAAGUAAAAUAAAUCAAAAUCAAAAAGAUGCUUCAUUAAUGGAGCUUAAUGAAGUCAAAUUGCAAAAUAGCAGAGUAAGUUAUCAAGAUUUAGAUGAGUUACAUGAAGAUUUGCUUGAUGAAAGAGAAAAUGAUAAUCAAGAAAACUCUGAUGGAUGCUGCUUUUGCAUGUUUAAAAAGAAAAAGUAGUAAACAGAAAAUUGGCUAAAGCACUUUAAAUUGCUUGUUAAAAAUACAAGGUUCAUUGAAAAUAGUUGGUCAGGUGGCCUUUUUGAUUUAAUUAAUAAAAGAUUUUAAGGCUAUAAAAAUGCUGAUACAGAGCAAUAAGAGCUAUUUUAAAAUGCAUAAAAUACAUUAGACGAUUCAAAAUUAAAGAGAUAGAGUUCAAAUUAGGCUUUCUCAUCUCAAAGAACUACUUUAGAUAAUAAUAAAACAAAUAGUAAAUUAUCUUAGUAGAAUAGCAAUUCUUUAGAUAUCAACAAAGCACAGUCAUAGGAAGAAAUGCAAAUAGCAAAAGAUAUUAAAAAAGCAAUAAAAAAUUCUGUUAUAUUGGAAGAGGAUAUUGAAAGCUUAAGGGAAAGUUUAAAAAACGAUUAGAUUUUAGCUCAACUAGAAAACUUUCAAGAUAGUCUAGAUCAAUCUUCAGGAAGUAAAAGCUAAGCAAAUAAUAAAAGCUCUUCAAAUAAAGAUUAAGAAGAUUUUAAAUCUAGCUUUAAUAAUAGGAUAGAUUUAGUUUCUAAAGAUGGGAUUGAAUAAAAAUCAGCUAAUAAUUCUAAAAUUGCGUCUAUUCAAAGAGAAGACCGCAUUAAUUCUAGAAUGGAAAUUAUUGGUAGAAGCAUAGAUAUAGUCACUCAGCAAAUCAGCUCUGAGUAAAAAUAAAAAUUGAAAAUAGAUAGUAAAUAUAAAAGUAGAAUACGCUCUAAUUCAUUAAAAAAAAAAAUGAUGCGAACCUAAAGCAGCUUUAUAAGAAAUGGAAGUGAAAUAACUACAAGAGGUUUAUCAUAAUAAGGAGUAAAUGAUUCUCGAUUUGAAGAUAACGACUAAAUAGACUAAGUAGGAGAUGAUGCUUUAGGUAUUGUUUCAAAUGUAAUAAAAACAAAUACCCUUUUAAUAAAUAGUGAAGUACUUCAAGAAAAAGACUUCGAACUCUAUUAAGCAGUUGUUUACUAUAAAUCAAUUACAUUUGUAAUAGAGCAGCACUUGAUGGAAGAAAAUAAUUUCACACAAGAAAAGCCACUGCGUGUUAUCCGUGAUAAUUUUAUUGAGUACUACAUCAGUUAGUAUGGAAAAAACCUUUAAAAGCUAGAAGAAAAUGAAAUUGUAAAAAGCAUAUAGGAUUUAAAAGAGUUUGUAACAUUGUACUUAGAAGUAAUUAGAGAGUAUUACAAAUUGGAUGAUUUAGUUGAUAAAUGCAAGUAUGCAGAUCGCUUUAUAACGACAGAUAAUUUAAUUAACUUUCUGUGCUCCAUAUUAUUUUAAAACGAUGCUGUAUAUUCUAUCAUUUAUGUGUCUCAUUGUCAUUUUGAGCCUAAAUUAUCUAAUCAGUAUUUCAAAAAUGCCAAGCAGCUAAACAAACAUAUCUAAUUAGAUGCUUUGAAGGUAAAAGAUGACUAUUGUCUCAAUGAAAAAACACUGAUAAAACUAUAGACUAAAAUGGGAAAACAAAAUUGUUCAAUAAAUGACACUAAUACAUUAAAAGGAUAUACUUUUGUACCUCCAUAUCAAAGAGCCUUUGAACAUUUGAAAACAAUAUCCUAUUAGAGAAGUCCAGUUCACAAAUUAAAAGUAAUAAUUAAAACUCAAGACCUGAUCAAUGAAUGUAUAAAAGACUUUUACGAAUAUUUUGGAAUCGAUUAAUCAGAUAUUUAUUAUGAUGCAGACAAUUUAGUUGGAAUAUUUUCUUACAUUUUAAUUAAAAGUGAAAUAUAUGAUAUAAUUGCUCACUGCAAGAUAAUUGAAAAUUUUGCUACUAAAAAUACAUUAAACAGUCAUUCCGGAUAUUUACUAAUAACCUUAUAAUGCUGUAUUCGUUUUAUCUCUUCAAUCGAUGUAAAUCUUCUAUUAUAAGAAAAUAGACUAGAAUUAAUCUAAAACUGA
This is a messenger RNA of Tetrahymena thermophila SB210, 2514 nucleotides long. Its product is annotated as vacuolar sorting protein 9, VPS9 domain protein. NCBI's taxonomy places the organism in Eukaryota, Ciliophora, Oligohymenophorea, Hymenostomatida, Tetrahymenidae. The transcript has a single exon. Gene Ontology annotation, biological process: early endosome to late endosome transport. Gene Ontology annotation, cellular component: plasma membrane; transport vesicle; early endosome. Gene Ontology annotation, molecular function: SNARE binding; guanyl-nucleotide exchange factor activity. The record is from RefSeq and is a predicted model, not a curated record.